AACCCUUCUCCAGCGGAAAGGGAGGGCAGCGGAGAAUCGACGCGUGACCAUGAUGAUGCUUCUCCUGCCGCACAGAGAAGAGGAGGAAGAGGGAGGCGCGGCCGGGCGGCGGCGGUUCCCUAUCAAUGACAACGCCGAUCUUCUCGCGGAGGUGCUCGGCCGCCUCGACGGCCGCUCGCUGGCGGUGGCCGGGUGCGUCUGCCGCCUCUGGAGCGCCGUCGGCCGCCGGGAGGCCGUGUGGGAGGCCGUCUGCCACCGCCACGUGGCCGUCGGCCGAGCGGGGGCGGCGGGCGGGACGCGCUCCGUCGUGGCCGCCCUCGGCGGGUACCGGCGCCUGUACCGGCUCUGCAUCGGGCCGGCGCUGGACCGGCUCGCCGGCGUCCGGAGGCAGGGUCCGGCAGUGUCGUCGGCAGCGCGCCACGUGUCCCUCUCCCUCGCGCUCUCGCUCUUCUCCAUCGACUGCUACGAGCGGCUCGGCGGCGUGGGCGGGAGGCAGCAGCAGCCCCCGGCGUCGCUGCUGUUCCUGUGCAAGCCGGUCGACGUGUCUUGAUCUAGGCCUCUCGAUUUCAACACCGGAGCUCUGUCCGCCGUUGGAUCGGUCGAACCAUUAUUUAUUGCAAGGGGAAAAAGAAAAUAAUUCGAUAAAAUCUACUAGUAUUUCUAAAUCCUGAUUCUAUGCCUAUCUUCUCCAUGUCUCUCAUUGGUUGAGCAUUUUUUUUUUCUAUAUAAUUUUGUUGGUAGAACAUAUACAAAUUUGA
Zingiber officinale is the source of this 758-nucleotide messenger RNA. Its product is annotated as F-box protein SNE-like. The transcript has a single exon. The record is from RefSeq and is a predicted model, not a curated record. The coding region runs from base 50 to 550 and encodes 166 amino acids. Gene Ontology annotation, biological process: regulation of gibberellic acid mediated signaling pathway; gibberellic acid mediated signaling pathway. Gene Ontology annotation, cellular component: SCF ubiquitin ligase complex. Gene Ontology annotation, molecular function: protein binding. Lineage: Eukaryota; Viridiplantae; Streptophyta; Magnoliopsida; Zingiberales; Zingiberaceae.